UGCGUAAGCUUAAAAUGUAUACUUUUUUUUUGUUUAUAUGUUCAUAGAUGAUUUGAAGGGACAGUCAUAACACUAUAAUGAGUAAAACUGGAAACAAUGUAACUUAAAUCCGUUGCUCUUUAGACACUAAUAAUUUAGCUUUUUAUUAGUCCAGCUGUUUUUAACGAAACACUGGAGUGGGUCAAAGGCGUAACAUCCACUAUAGGUACACUUUUCGAAAAAGUAAAAAAUGAAGCGUCGCCAACAACAGCAAGUUCGAUGCUUUUCUUUAAAAGGAAGAAAGCAGACGUGAGUUGGUUGAUGAAAAGGGAGUAAAAAAGUAUUUUGAGUUACAGUGAGAAGGUGUAAUGUACUCCUCAGCAGGGUCCUGGUUAAACAUGCAGAGAGUGAGACGGCUUUUUCUGAUGUAUGUUUACCACUUUUCUGGCAGAAUGAUUAAACUCAAUCUCAAACUUAAUCUUAAUCACAAUGUGUUGAAAGGUAGGCUGUUUUGUAUCUUCAGGGUUAUUAAUGUGGACGUUAUUAAGGGGAAGGGGAGCACACUGCCAGAGAAAGCUUUAUAUUUCAGUCAGGAGUGGUGGACUUCAGUCCUCGACUGAAAUGCGGGAGCAGGGCCGAUAGAGGGCGCUCUCUGAAGGACGCGCGUCCUCUUCAAGUGGACUCUUAUUUUGAAAGGCCAUUGACGUCAUCGCGGGCACGUUUCUUUACGUUCUGUGUCGUAGCCGCUUGACGGUAUGUGGAGAGCAGCAAUGUCGGAGGAGAUCGGGAAGGCGCUACAGUCGGUAGUGGAGCGGGUGAACCAGGCGGCGGCACGGCGGCCCAAGACACUACCAGCUGUGCCGCCCCGCCUCGUAGCUGUCAGCAAGACAAAACCCCCAGACAUGGUUGUGGAGGCCUACAGACAAGGGCAGCGUAACUUUGGAGAAAAUUAUGUUAAUGAACUCGUGGACAAAGCUUCAGAUCCUCUGAUUUUAGACUCAUGUCCAGAGAUCAAGUGGCACUUUAUCGGCCAUCUACAGAAGAAUAACGUCAACAAACUCUUGGGCGUGCCAAACCUGUUCCUUGUGGAGACAGUCGACUCUGCGAAACUGGCUGACAAGGUCAACAGCUCAUGGCAGCGCAUCAGAGGAGCCAGCACGCAGACGCUAAAGGUCAUGGUGCAGAUCAACACCAGCGGAGAACAGAGUAAACACGGCCUGCCACCAGAGGAGACAGUGAACACGGUGAAACACAUUGUGUCCCAUUGCUCCGCCCUGCACUUCUUAGGACUCAUGACCAUCGGGCGCUACGGCUACGACCUCUCCCUGGGCCCCAACCCAGACUUUCAGAUGCUGCUGAGUCGGAGGCAGGAGGUGUGUGACAGUCUGAAGCUGCCUCUGGAGGAGGUGGAACUCAGCAUGGGUAUGUCCACAGAUUUUGAACAUGCGAUCGAGGUGGGCUCCACCAACGUGCGAGUGGGCAGUAUUAUAUUCGGCAACAGGGAGUAUCCCAACAGUGCAGCGAACACUCCAAAUCCCAGUCCGGCUCCCAGUCCAGCUCCCAGCCCGGAGAAAUCCUCCAAGACGGUGUCAGAAGAGGCCGCCAAGAAGAUGCAGCACCUCACUGUGUCAGGACACUGAGAAGAGAGAAGAGCUUCUCCUCCUCUGAAAUACCUUUAAGAAAAAGAAAAGAAAAACACUCUUCACGUUCAAGCUGAACCGAGCAGUGAAGCAGAUCAUUUCCAGAGCCAUGUGGAGCUAGGAUUGCAAAGUUCUUGCAUAAUUUUAAAGUGUAUUUGCCUAAUCCUCUUCACUUUUUUGUGUGCCCUUCUUGCUCUUUUAAGCAUUAAAAAGUGGCAUUCGAUACAGAACUAGUUCUACCUUUUUUAAAAGUAGUGUGUUACUAACCUAUAUCGCUCUGACUUCCUUCUCAUGGAAAUCUCGCCUACAAGAUUACUGGAUACAAGACAAAUGUACGCAUACUGAAAAACAUGGUGACAUAUGGAAAAUGAUUUCACAUGAUAGUGGGGAUUUGUUGUGCUGAUGUGAUAUUUUCUACCUUUCCAACCCAACGUGACAGUGCUGACAUGUGCUCGACUGUGUACAGUGUCCCAGAGAUCAGGAAUUCCACUCAGUACAGCGUACCGUUUUUGUUGUACAGAUAAAACAAAGACUUGAUUUAAUAAAUCAUUUAUCCCUUUAUAAUGACACAUACAUAGUAUUGUGUGUUUGAUAUCGUUUCGUAUGGUGUGCCUAUUGUGUCAAAUCUCUAUUCUUGAUAUUAACAAAACCGAGGGCAAACCUGACGAAAGUGUUUUGUUCCUGUGUAACAGUCUUGUGUCCGUGCUAUGGUGUGGCGCGUUGUUGGAGAACAAAAGGGGGUGAAUCUAUGCAAAGUGGUGAUUUUGUUUUCGAGUACAUUUUUACACUGCAGCUGUCACGGUGUCGCAGGGGUUCUUCAGAGAUGUCACAAGGUCGGUGUGUUUUUCUGUCUCCAUGAAAAGUGCUUUCAUUGUCAGUGAUAUAUAUAUAUAUAUAAAAAAAAAAGAUUGAUCAACUUGUGGUUAGACGUGUGGUUGCUGUCGUAAUGAGGCGUUUGUUUGGUUUGGAAUCUGGCUCGGAGGGAAGCCAAAGCCAAGCAAUAAAUUUUAUUGUUGAAAAUA
Siniperca chuatsi (mandarin fish) is the source of this 2641-nucleotide messenger RNA. Its product is annotated as pyridoxal phosphate binding protein. NCBI's taxonomy places the organism in Eukaryota, Metazoa, Chordata, Actinopteri, Centrarchiformes, Sinipercidae. The record is from RefSeq and is a predicted model, not a curated record. The coding region runs from base 735 to 1619 and encodes 294 amino acids. Gene Ontology annotation, cellular component: intracellular anatomical structure. The transcript has 8 exons. Gene Ontology annotation, molecular function: pyridoxal phosphate binding.